Messenger RNA from Syngnathoides biaculeatus (alligator pipefish), 3804 nucleotides. It is a transcript of the gene prkd1, whose product is annotated as protein kinase D1. The coding region runs from base 218 to 2989 and encodes 923 amino acids. The transcript is spliced from 19 exons. Gene Ontology annotation, molecular function: protein serine/threonine kinase activity; ATP binding. The record is from RefSeq and is a predicted model, not a curated record. NCBI's taxonomy places the organism in Eukaryota, Metazoa, Chordata, Actinopteri, Syngnathiformes, Syngnathidae. Gene Ontology annotation, biological process: protein phosphorylation.
UCCUCCCCUUUCUCCUCCUCUUUCUAACCCUCCACAGUUGCGCCAGAGUCCAGUGGAGUGUUUCUUUUUCCUUUCCCUCUUCGCGCUUUUGCACCUUUUGGCUUCUUCUUCUUCUUCUUCUUCUUUGGCUUUUUGGGAACUUCUCGAGCGCUCCUCCUCUUCCUGCCCGGGUGGCCGUCACCUUUCGGCGACCGCAUCUUUUUGCUCUUCUGCCGCGAUGAGUGCGCCUCCGCUUAUUCGCACGCCCAGCCCGCUCGCCUUGCCUGGGGGGGGAGGAGGAGGAGGAGGUGCGCUGUCCUUCCACAUCCAGAUCGGUCUGAGCCGAGAGCCCGUCACGUUGGACUGGGCGGACGCGAGUCUGGCUCAGGUGCGCGAGGCGGCCUGCUCCAUUGUUGACCAAAAGAUCCCCGAGUGCGGCUUUUACGGCCUGUACGACAAGAUCCUGCUCUUCCGGCACGACUCGGCGUCGGACAACGUUCUGCGGCUGCUGCGCUCGGCCUCGGAGAUCCGAGACGGCGACCUGGUGGAGGCCGUCCUCUCGGCUUCGGCCACGGCGGACGACUUCCGGAUCCGCCCGCACUGCCUGUUCGUGCACUCGUACCGGGCGCCCGCUUUCUGCGACCACUGCGGCGAGAUGCUGUGGGGGCUGGUGCGCCAGGGCCUCAAGUGCGAAGGCUGCGGCCUGAACUACCACAAGCGCUGCGCCUUCAAGAUCCCCAACAACUGCAGCGGCAUGAGGCGCCGGCGGCCGUCCAACGUGUCUCUGACGGGGGGGCGCCCGCCGUCGGCCGAGCCCUCGCCGCCGCCCCACCACGGUGACGACGCCCUGCUGUCGCCGGUCAGUCCCAACAUGGAGAAGUCGUCGGCGGCGGCGUGGUCCCCGGACGCGUGGCGGCUCCGCGAGCGGCGCGCCAGCUCCCAGUCGUACGUGGGCCGGCCCAUCGAGCUGGACAAGCUGCUGAUGUCAAAGGUCAAAGUUCCUCACAGCUUCCUCAUCCACUCGUACACGCGCCCCACCGUUUGCCAGCACUGCAAGAAACUCCUGAAGGGGCUCUUCAGGCAGGGACUGCAGUGCAAAGAUUGUCGCUUCAACUGUCACAAGCGUUGCGUUCCAAAAAUUGCAAACAACUGCUCGGGAGAAGUUGCCGGAAACGGAGGUACGCACACGCUACACGUACACGCAAGACACGCGCACGCACACACUCUUGAACCCGCAGAGCUGCUGAGUCCGGGGGCGGAGUCCGACGGUUGCCUUGACGAUCAGGAGAGGGCCGGCGGUCCGACGGACGACGUCGGCGCCACGGCGGACGAGAUGAGCGCCGCCGCGACGACAGAAACGGGGCCCGGAGACCCCGACGGGGACGAAUCCAACCGAGCCAUCAGCCCAUCGACCAGCAACAACAUCCCCCUGAUGCGAGUGGUCCAGUCGGUCAAGCACAGCAAGAGGAAGAACAGCAACGUCAUGAAGGAGGGUUGGAUGGUCCACUACAGCAGCAAGGACGCGCUGAGGAAGCGACAUUAUUGGCGGCUGGACAGUAAAUGCAUCACGUUGUAUCAGAGCGACACAGGAAGUAAAUAUUACAAGGAGAUCCCGCUGUCGGAGAUUCUGUCGCUGGAGGCCGCUCGGACCUUCUCCUUUCUGCCCGAGGGCGCCAACGCGCACUGCUUCGAGAUCGCCACCGCGGCGGCGCUGGUUUACUUCGUCGGCGAGGACCGGCGCGGCUCUGACGGCAACGCCGGGACGGGCGCCGACAUGCCGGUGACGCGAAAAACACCUUCGAUGAAUGCCGGACUCGACUUUUCAGGCAGAACGUCUCCAGACCUGUUUUUGGCGAGCGGCGCGGGUCAAGACGUGGCCCGGACGUGGGAAAUGGCCAUCCGCCACGCCCUCAUGCCGGCGGUCUCCACGGGCGUCUCCCGCCACAGACAUCAAUUCCAUCUAUCAGAUCUUUCCAGACGAAGUCCUCGGGUCGGGACAAUUCGGAAUCGUCUACGGAGGGAAACACAGGAAGUCGAGCCGCGACGUCGCCAUCAAGAUCAUCGACAAGCUUCGCUUCCCCACCAAACAAGAAAGUCAACUGCGCAACGAGGUGGCCAUCUUGCAGGUGAGCAAAACGCCGGAGGAGGACUUUUGCCAGGAAGCGGAGCUCGGCCACAGGAAGCUCUUUUGUCGUCCUCGGAGAACCUGCGCCACCCGGGCGUGGUCAACCUGGACUGCAUGUUCGAGACUCCCGAGCGGGUCUUCGUGGUGAUGGAGAAGCUCCACGGAGACAUGCUGGAGAUGAUCCUGUCCAGUGAGAAAGGACGACUGCCCGAACGCAUCACCAAGUUCCUCGUCACGCAGAUCCUGGUGGCUCUGCGUCACCUUCACUUCAAGAACAUCGUCCACUGCGACCUGAAACCGGAAAACGUCCUGCUGGCGUCGGCCGAUCCUCUCCCGCAGGUGAAAUUGUGCGACUUCGGAUUCGCUCGCAUCAUCGGCGAGAAGUCGUUCCGGCGCUCGGUGGUGGGCACGCCGGCGUACUUGGCGCCGGAGGUGCUCCGCAACAAAGGCUACAACCGCUCGCUGGACAUGUGGUCGGUCGGCGUCAUCAUCUACGUCAGCCUGAGUGGAACUUUCCCUUUUAACGAAGACGAAGACAUCAACGAUCAGAUCCAGAACGCCGCCUUCAUGUACCCGCCGUACCCCUGGAAAAAAGUCUCCCCGGAAGCCAUCGACCUGAUCAACAAUCUGCUGCAGGUGAAGAUAAGGAAACGCUACAGUGUGGACAAAACGCUAAGUCACGCUUGGCUGCAGGACUACCAGAUGUGGUUGGACCUGCGCAGCCUGGAGAGUCGCGUGGACCAGCGCUACGUCACGCACGAGAGCGACGAUCUGCGCUGGCAUCAUCACGCCGGGCUCGGCGGGACCUACGGGCAGGGGGGGGCGCUCUACCCCGCCCACCAGGACGAGCUGGAGACCCUGAGCGAGCGCGUCAGCGAACUCUGAAGCCCGCCGCGAGGCGCGACGGCAAGUGGAUGGACACAAAUAACGGGAAUUUAAAAAAAAAACAAAAAAACGGAAAGUUGUGACAACAAAAUAACAGGAAGUCCAAACAAUAAAUCAACAGGAAGUAGCAUCUAACGCAGGGGUGUGAAAGUCAAGUUACCUUUUCGGGGCCAAGCGAGGCUUGGCUGCAAAAUCUCGGACAAAUGUUUCAAAAUGCAAUUUCCUCAAAGCUCUUUUUCAUUUUUUUUCCCCACACAAAAUCCGACAAAUGCGGAAGUUGUGUGCAAAAGUAACACUAAAAGUCUCCACGGCAACACCGCUGUAACGUCGACUCACUGAAAAAGCGAGCCCGCGCCAGCCACGCCUCCGACGAUCGGUCGCUUCGUCAGCUCAGCGCACAACGAGGGCCGCGAGGUGGGGGCCACAAACGGCCCGGGCGUCGCCGGUUUGAGACCCCGGACCUAAGCCGACAGGAAGUUGACGGAAAGGAAAGGUGCCAACUGAACUGACCUCAGCACUGAGAAACUUUUCUCCUCGUUUUCAUCGUCUCUUCAAAUGAUUUUUGGAUGCGUGACUGACGUUAACAAGCGACCGGUAGCAGCUCGUCUGUGUGCCAUGCUAACUCCGUGCUAAAGUGUUUUGUUGUCCAAAGUGUCUGUGUUUGAACGCUAUUAGCCAUCAACGCUCACCACACGCGUGCUUGUUUCUGUUUUGUUUUUUUGUUAGCAACGCUAACGCAAGCGGAGCCAAACAAAAGCGUGUCGUUCCAGUGACGUGCUACGUGCUAGCAUGUUAGCUUUGAAGCGACAACCGUU